AUGACUUUUGGUGAAAAAAAUCCAAACAAGAUAAACAAAACCAUCUUACUUGUUGGUGAAACAGGAACAGGAAAAUCUACUCUUAUCAACGCUCUGGUCAACUACGCCAUGGGAGUGGAGUGGGAGGAUGAUGUCUGGUUUCAGAUCGUAGAAGAAGAGAAGAGAAGUCAAUCAGAAAGUCAGACAUCAGAGGUGAUCGUGUACCAGAUCUUUGGGUUUGAAGAUAAAACUCUGCCCUACUCUCUGACCAUCAUUGAUACUCCUGGAUACGGAGACACCAGAGGGAUCCAACAUGAUGACAUCAUCAGUCAAAGAUUAAUAGACUUGUUCCUCUCAGAGGAUGGAGUUCAUGAGAUUAAUGCGGUGGGUCUGGUGAUGAGAGCGAGUGUGAAUCGACUGAGUGACCGACUGAGGUACAUCUUAGAUUCAGUGGUGUCUCUGUUUGGAAAAGACAUAGAGAAGAACAUUGUCGCCCUCAUCACACACUCAGAUGAAAGAACACCUAAAAAUGCUCUACAAGCUCUCGAAGCUGCGAAUAUUAAAUGUGCCAGAAAUGAGAAGUAUCAACCUGUUCACUUCCUGUUUGAUAACUGCCAGGAUGAAGACAGGAUAGAGGAUGCAGAAGACCUCAAACAUGCAGAUGAAAUAACAACAGAAGGAAUGAAUCAGUUCACAAACUUUCUGGUAGAAACUGUACCUCAGAGUUUGGAGACAACUGUGGGGGUUCUGGAGGAACAAAUUAAACUGACAGCCUGCAUCCAAAACAUGCAACACAGAAUUGAGUUGAUUGACCUUAAACAGACUGAAAUCCAGCUGACUCAGGGAGCUCUGAAGAAACAUGAAGAAGAGAUGAAGAACAAUGACAAGUUCAAUAUAGAAGUUGAUGAGGUUUACAAAAAUAAAGAACCUAUCGAUGGUGGGAGGUGGGGGUUGGUGUUCUAUGAAGGAGCAACCUGCUGUACUGUCUGUGAAGAGACCUGUCACUAUCCUGGAUGCACACUGGCCUGGGAUCCAAAACACUGUGAGGUCAUGAAAGAUGGCCGCUGCACUUCAUGUACUGGGAAGUGUCCUGCAUCAGAUCAUGUGAAAGAAAAGUGGAAGUAUGUGACCAAGACAAGAAAAGUUGAAAAGACCCUGACAGAUGUGAAGAAGAAGUAUGAAAAAAAUAAGGCAGGAGGUGAGAGCAAGUUGAGCCUUUUGGAAACUCUUGAGAAAAACUUGGAAGGACUUCAGAAAGACAAAGAUCGGUUCCUGGAGGAGUCCUUUCAGCAUGUUGUCAAACUGGAGCAGAUCGCCCUGAAGAUUGAUGCAGUGCCCACUCAUGACCACUUGGACUUCUUGAUUGAGAAGAUGAAGGAGAAAGGAGAUGCAGAGAAGGAGAGGAAACUGGAAGAGAUAAAAAGUGGAAUGGAUGAAGAUGAAGGAAUCAAAGCAGCGCUGCACGACAGGUUUAGUAAACUAACAGCAGCUGGUAAAGCAAAGAAGUAG
Messenger RNA from Perca flavescens (yellow perch), 1488 nucleotides. RefSeq lists its product as uncharacterized. Gene Ontology annotation, molecular function: GTP binding. Lineage: Eukaryota; Metazoa; Chordata; Actinopteri; Perciformes; Percidae. Bases 1 to 1488 code for a protein of 495 amino acids. The transcript has a single exon. The record is from RefSeq and is a predicted model, not a curated record.